Molecule: messenger RNA, 1815 nt
Organism: Saccharomycopsis crataegensis
Lineage: Eukaryota; Fungi; Ascomycota; Saccharomycetes; Ascoideales; Saccharomycopsidaceae
Gene: UBA2
Product: E1 ubiquitin-activating protein UBA2
Exons: 1
Coding region: 1-1815 (604 amino acids)
Biological process (GO): protein sumoylation
Cellular component (GO): SUMO activating enzyme complex; cytoplasm
Molecular function (GO): SUMO activating enzyme activity
Source: RefSeq, a predicted model, not a curated record
AUGGGGAAAGAUUCUCAGCUUCAAGCUGUUCUUGGUAAGGAUGUUUUGACCAAAGUUCGCGCCGCUAAAGUGCUUCUUGUCGGGGCUGGGGGUAUUGGAUGUGAACUUCUUAAAGACCUUGUGCUUAUGGGAUAUGGAGAAAUUCAUGUGGUCGAUUUGGAUACCAUUGAUCUCAGUAACUUGAACCGUCAAUUUCUUUUCCGUCACAAGGACAUCAAAAAGCCAAAGGCCAGUACUGCUGUUGCUGCGGUAGAAACUUUUAAUUUCCAUAAUUCAAAACUUGUAUCGUAUAUGGCAAACAUCAUGGAUACUAAACAAUUCCCACUUUCUUGGUUUGAUCAGUUCAACUUCAUUUUCAAUGCCUUGGAUAACAUCGCUGCCAGAAGUUACGUGAACAAGAUGUGCCUUUUUCUUAAGAAACCUUCGAUUGAAAGUGGUACCACUGGGUUUAACGGUCAAGUGACUCCAAUUUUUCCUUACCAGACUGAAUGUUAUGAAUGUACUGUAAAAGAGACCCCAAAGACCUAUCCGGUUUGUACAAUCCGUUCCACUCCUUCUCAGCCUGUACAUUGUGUCACUUGGGCUAAGAAUUACUUGUUUGGUCAAUUAUUUGGCGAAGAUGAAGAAACCUCUCCAACGGAUUUUGGUACGGAUAACCAAGACGAAAUCAAAAACAUGGUCAGUGAACAAAAUGAAUUGAAAGAACUCAAGAAUUUAGCUACCAAGGAUGAUUUCUUUGAGAGCGUUAUUGAUAAGAUCUUCAUCAAGGAUAUUAACAAACUUUUGGCCCUCGAGGAAUUAUGGAAAACAAGGAAGAGACCAAUCCCUCUCGCAUGGGAUUCAUCCGUUAAAGACAAAAUCGAGGCAAUCACUGACAGUGAUGUGGCUCGUGGACAAGAUGUUUGGCCAAUCGAAAAAUAUAUUUUCCUUCUUAUGCGUUCGAUUAAGGAACUUCAGCAGCGUCUUGCCGAUGGCGAAACCGAUCUUGAGUUCGACAAAGAUGAUGAAGUCACUCUAGAUUUUGUUGUCGCUGCCACAAACAUCCGUUCACAUAUGUUCCAUAUUCCCCUCAAAUCCAAGUUUGAUAUCAAACAAAUUGCCGGGAACAUUAUUCCUGCCAUCGCCACCACCAAUUCUAUCAUUUCCGGGUUUUCUGCCCUCGCAUCCCUUCAAAUGUUUACUCCUAAUCCUCGUGAAGGCGCCAAGAUGGUUUAUACUUUCCAGGACGCCACUAGAUUCGUUAGCACUUCCAGCGUUGUGGAAUCCAAUCGUAAGUGCAAAUCAUGUUCUAUUCCACGAGGUGUUCUCAAAAUUAAUCUAUCACACCCAGAGAUUGUGCUUGGUGACGUGGUGGACGCUCUUGUAAAAGGGUUUAAAUAUGGACAUGAUGAAAUUGCCCUUAUUCUAGGUAAAGAUCGAUUGAUCUAUGAUGUUGAUUUCGAUGAUAAUAAAGACAAGAAGCUUGCUGACAUAGGCUUCCAAGCUGGGGAAGUGCUACUUGUGAAUGAUGAAAAUGAUGAAAAGGCAACGGUUGAGCUAUACAUUGAAGCCAUGGAUUCUGGCAAAAUUGAAGUCCCGAAUAUGGAGUUGCCUGACGCACCAGAGAAGGAAGCGACAGAAGAACAGGAAGACGAAAAGGAAGAUGAUGAUGUUUUGCAAGCUAUUAGUGAUGAUGCUCCAAUUAUUAUUGAUGAAGAAGAAGAGGCAGAGGAGGCAUCAAAGAAACAUAAACUUGAUGAGAUAGAUGAGCAUGAAACUACUACGUCCAAAAAACAGAAAACUUCAGAAGGACAAGAUCAUGUUUUAAUUGAGUAG